AUGAGUACAGAGAAAGAAAAUAUAAUUCAAAAAAUUUUGGAAUGCGCUGGUGGUAAAAAUAUUGGAGAGGAAUUUCAAAAAAGCGUUGAAAAAUUAAAAGACAUUGCUAAUAAUGAUGGUUUAUCGGAAGAUGAUUUAAAUUGUCUUGUGGAUUUUUUAAUUGCCACAGAACUUAUUACAUAUGAACUCACAGAUGUUAACAUUUUGGAUUCUUAUUAUUAUUCCUUUCUGUUUUUAUUAAACAGAGUACAUAUUCAAAGAUUGGUUUGUAAGCUAUUAUGUCUAUUAUCUAAACCAGAAGAUGCCAGGAGAUGGAUUGUUUUACAAUUGUUACAAAUGAAAGAGACAUACGGAGAAAAAAGUCACUUAAAUUCAGUUUUGGGUUUAUUAAAAUCCUACAAGCCUGAAGCAGUUCCAGAAAGAAUCCCAAUUACCAACAGUUCAAAUAUCACCUCGGGAAACUUUGAAGAACCUUUAAAAAAAGCUCAUUCACGAAACGUCAACACUUAUUUCCAAAAUGGAGAUAAUAAAGAUAUUCAAUGGAAUUCAGGAUUAGGUUUUAAGGGCAAAUUAUGGGUACACAGGUUGAUUCCUACCCCUGAAAGCAUAAGUUUCGAAACUGGAAUUACUUACAAUGAAAAAAAAUUAAAAAGAAUUUACGAAUUAAAAUCUAUGACCUCAGUGGCUAUUCAUCUACACAGAAUUGAGUAUCCGGCUCAGAUUUUAUCAUUAUUAAGUAAUACAGCUGGACAUCACAUACUAGCUUUCAGUAAUGAUGAUAUUAAAGCUAGAUUUUUACAUAAACUGCAUUAUACACUUUACAAAGUUUUUUUGACGGAAUUAGUUGAAUACUCCGAUAGAGAAAAAUCAAAUUUUUUAAAAGCUCUAAAAAAUUUUCAAGAAUACACUUUGCAAAGUAUUCCUAUAGUUACUUCUUUUUUAUAUAAAUACAUGUUAAUAUGGGAUGGAGAAGACUAUCAGGAAGAAAUUUUUGGAUUACUGGAAUGGAUUGAAAUGUACAACGAAAAGGGUAACAAAAGGGAAAAAAAAAUUUUUCUAACUGAAAAUAAUCAGGAAUGCGAUUUUCUCAAAUCGGUCGAAGCGAUCAGUGACUUCGUUAGUCAUUUAAUAAAUAUUGGAUCUAUUUGGAAUUCCGAAACCAAGACUAGAAACUUAUUGUUAUCGGCAUUGAAAUUUUAUGAAAUCUGCAGCGCCAUUGAGGAAGCUGGUAACCUACCGACUAUAAUAGUAAUGCCACCAUCAUUGGUAUACAAAUGUUUAUUUUCUGGCAGUCGUUUAUGCAUCGAUAAAAUUUGCUGCUUACUUAUUCGUUUGCAGACAAGUUCGGUCGAAAGAUUAUUUGCAUUAGGCGUAUUCCAAGAUUUGGCCGAUGAGGUUCAAAAACUUAACGUAUAUUUAUUAGACUAUUACAGAUUCUUGUGGAGCGAUUUAUUUUUUAUGAAAAACGAAGAUUCGUUUAUUUUCAACAAUAAUAAAUUCGGAGACAUGUUAUUUAAAAUGAAAACAAUUUACGGUGAUAAAAUUGAUAAAUUAUGCAAAGUUGAUUAUAAUUAUACAUUUUCUUUACCCCAAUCAAACGGAUUUAGAGAGAAUGUUGAGAGUCAUAUAAACGAUGAUUAUCCUUCAAUAUUGGAAUUAAAACGUAUCACGGAAGAACGAUUACUUCAAGAAGUAACCAACAAAUAG
Molecule: messenger RNA, 1707 nt
Organism: Pediculus humanus corporis (human body louse)
Lineage: Eukaryota; Metazoa; Arthropoda; Insecta; Psocodea; Pediculidae
Exons: 13
Coding region: 1-1707 (568 amino acids)
Cellular component (GO): kinetochore
Source: RefSeq, a predicted model, not a curated record